ACAGAGGAUAAAAUUUGAAAUUACGAGAGCCAUUCAAAAGUUUCCCUUUCAACUAUUCGACACGCCACAUGUUCCAUAAAAGCGGGGCGCAUGUUUCGUUACCAGGGCGACCAAUUCCCAGAAUCGUACACAAAGCCUUGAUGAAGAACAAACUUGAAGCACAUGCCAGUUAGUUCAAAUGCUCUCUCAUUUUUACCAUUCAAACUUCGUACAGUAUGAAUUGUAAUGUCGGUCGAGGGUGAAUUUUUCCUAUCGAUCACGGGAUCAAUUGAGCACGCGGAAUUUUAUGAUAUCAAUAAUGCCUACUGCAAGUACGGAUUUCAUUGUGGGUCCGAAUGGACUGUUGUCGCCGGUAUCGAAGAAGGUUUAACGCAAAUGUGCAAGUGCAGCAAUGACCCGCGAAAUCUGGCUGUAUGGAAUUUCCCCUUGGAGAUUACAUUCAAAAGCACCAGUCCACAUGGAUGGCCCCAGUUAAUAAUGUCGAUUUACGGGCUGGACAUCUUUGGCCACGAUGUCAUUAGAGGAUAUGGGGUGUGUCAUUUACCGCUGGAAACAGGUUGCCAUGAAAAAAGGGUAUCAGUGUACGUACCUGAGUCCUCUUCGACGUUGCAACGAUUUGCAGCCUGGUUAACAGGUAGAAGACCGGAGUUAAUUGAUCCAACGAUAUUGGCCUCAGGUGGCGGAAGGGAACGUAUGAAGUGGGUGGUCUCGAGUAAUAACUUCCUUUAUAAUUGCAGUCACGCGCAUGAGAGUGGAGGGUAUUGUUACCGUAACGUUCAACGUUGUGCUAAAAGAUUUCUUCAAGCUUGGCUACAACAACGGUGAGAAACAGAAGAAAUAAUGAGACUUGUUAUGGGCACAAAUGUCCUCCAUUACUGGACUAAUAUUUCUUCUUCUUUUCUUUCGCUUCGGUAUAUUUCACGGCGCAUGGAAAAUCCGAUGAAACUCGUGAGAGAUUUAGGAAAAAUGUUUUUAUUAACUACUGUGCUCGUUAACCAGUUACUGCAGUGAUUAAGACGGUAACACGAAAUUAAUUACCUAAGAUUAAUGUUCAAGCGUUUAAAACGCUAUUUUGACUAAACGAGUGGAUUUUAUAUAUUUGUAAUAUAUCAUAUUAAAAAAUGUAAAGUGUAAUU
Messenger RNA from Osmia bicornis bicornis, 1136 nucleotides. RefSeq names its product B9 domain-containing protein 1 (gene B9d1). The record is from RefSeq and is a predicted model, not a curated record. Gene Ontology annotation, biological process: cilium assembly. Gene Ontology annotation, cellular component: MKS complex. Lineage: Eukaryota; Metazoa; Arthropoda; Insecta; Hymenoptera; Megachilidae. The transcript is spliced from 5 exons. The coding region runs from base 226 to 825 and encodes 199 amino acids.